UGGAGUCUAUAUUCUUUGAUCGGCUCUGCUGGUUGUCGAUAUGUCGAUCACAAAGGAGACGCAUAAGAAUUCUGGCUUAAAUAUAUAGACCGAUAGUCAAACCACAUUGACCAUCUUUUCAUGCUCAAAAAUCAAAAUUGAAGUUUAGUCCACAUCGGUACCAGAAUCCGGUUCUCUUUAUGCAACUCAAAGGUGAGAUUCAAAACUUCCAUUCUCCAACAGUUUCAGAAAACCCUAGAAACGCUUGAGAAGCUGAUCAAACCCUUAAUUCUGAAUCCCAAAGUUUUUUCAGCUUUCGGCGGGGGAAGUGAAGAAUCAGAAAGAAAGAUGGCAUACGAACUAAGUGAGCAGAAAAAGAUCGGGAUUGGCCUUGUUGGUUUUGGUAUCGCCUUCACAUUUCUAGGUGUACUCCUUUUCUUUGACAGGGGUUUGAUUGCUUUGGGAAAUCUAUUUUUUUUAUCUGGAGUAGUUCUUUUACUCGGGGUGAAGUCUACCUUGAAACUCUUUACAAACAGACAGAACUACAAGGGUUCUUUGCCAUUUAUUGUUGGGCUCUUUUUAAUUUUUGUUCGUUGGCCGAUAGCUGGUAUCAUUAUUGAAAUAUAUGGUGUUAUCGUUCUAUUCAGUGGUUUUUGGCCUUCUGUGAAGGCUUUCCUCUAUAACAUUCCUGUUGUGGGGUGGUUUCUGCAAUAUCCUUUUCUGCUGCUUGAUCGCUUGAGAAGAAGCUUUGGUUAGAAACUACUCAAAUUAUUGAACCUCAUGGUUUGCGAUGCCAAGGUUUCUUAACCGUGAACUGCCUAACUUCAUAAACAACCGCUUGAAGCCGUAUAAGAGAUUAAGCUUACCUCAUGCAUUUCUUAAAUCUCAAUUUGAGCUUUAUGUCAAAUGAAAGCAAUUGUCCUGUAGCCACAUGUAUGUUUCUGUUUUUGCAUGCUGACCACUAUUGUAAACACGUGGAUACUUGAGAUUUGCAUGUGGAGCAAACAGUUUAAUAUUUAAGUGUGUGUGAAUGUUGUUUUUCUGAAAAGUGACACCAAGCCAGCAGUUUAUAAUUUGUCUGCUCUUCUGAUA
This is a messenger RNA of Papaver somniferum (opium poppy), 1071 nucleotides long. Its product is annotated as vesicle transport protein GOT1-like. The record is from RefSeq and is a predicted model, not a curated record. Lineage: Eukaryota; Viridiplantae; Streptophyta; Magnoliopsida; Ranunculales; Papaveraceae. Gene Ontology annotation, biological process: endoplasmic reticulum to Golgi vesicle-mediated transport; retrograde transport, endosome to Golgi. The transcript is spliced from 7 exons. The coding region runs from base 328 to 735 and encodes 135 amino acids.